Molecule: messenger RNA, 1487 nt
Organism: Bicyclus anynana (squinting bush brown)
Lineage: Eukaryota; Metazoa; Arthropoda; Insecta; Lepidoptera; Nymphalidae
Product: homeobox protein unc-42
Exons: 6
Coding region: 163-1386 (407 amino acids)
Biological process (GO): regulation of transcription by RNA polymerase II
Molecular function (GO): RNA polymerase II transcription regulatory region sequence-specific DNA binding; DNA-binding transcription factor activity, RNA polymerase II-specific
Source: RefSeq, a predicted model, not a curated record
GGGGGAGGGUUGUGAAACGCAGCAUCGCUAUAAAGAUUUUACAUCGAUUACGGGGGUGCGGGAGCGAGCCGUUUCGCUCUCGCCCGAGGGCGGCGACGUGCGGGCCUCUCGCGCAGUCGCCAACAAUUAGCGCGCGGGUCGGCGGCACACCGCGUCACUAUAAUGUGGUUAGUCAGUGAGCGUCGGGGCCGAGCCGACGGCGACGGCACGGAGCACGAGUUCAGGAGCGCGGGAGAGCCGCGCUGCCCGCUCAGCGCGCGCGGCCACGCCACGGUGGAGUACAAGAGCGCGGCGUGCGCGGGGGCCGCCGAGCCGCCCGCGCCGCCUCUCGCCGCGCUGCCGGACCCGCAGCAGUUCAACAUCUUCCCCGCCUUCUUCAGCCGCCAGCUCAACUUCAGCGCUGGCGGCGGCGGCCAGGGCGCCAAGAUCAUGGAGGAGCUCCGACCCAACCUGGUGGGCGGCCUCCUCGGCAUGCCGGGGCUCCUCGACGAGCACCAGUCGGACGCGAAGUUCCUGCAGACGGGCGCGGAGAGCAAGUACACGCCGGACAAGGGCCGGAAGUGCAGCAACGCGUCGUCGUCGUCCGCGGAGGAGUUCGGCGGGCUGUACGGCGGGGACCACGCCGCCACGCCGCCGGCGCCGCUGCAUGGUCGUUCCUUACAGGACCACACAGCCGAAGGAGCGUUCAAAAAAUUAAAACCCGAACCAGGCGGGACUGGCUCGUCGGGGGGCACAUCAGCAUUGUCCCCGUCCCUGGGCCCCCAGCACGCGGGGCACACGCCCACCACUGCCUCCUGCCCCACGCCCGCCAGGCGACGGCACAGGACAACGUUCACGCAGGAACAAUUAGCGGAAUUAGAAGCGGCGUUCGCGAAAUCUCACUACCCCGACAUAUACUGCCGAGAGGAGCUCGCGAGGACGACGAAGCUCAACGAAGCGAGGAUACAGGUCUGGUUUCAAAACCGGCGGGCGAAGUACCGUAAGCAGGAGAAGCAGCUGCAAAAGGCCCUGGCGCCGGCGGUGCUGCCCGGCUGCAACGGCAUGAUGCGCAACAUCCAGGGGUACCGGGGCUACCAACCCUACCCGCACCCCAACACCAUCAACAGAUAUCCACAGCCUGCUUCUAUUCAUCAGCACCACGGCAGCUACGAGGAGCUGCAAAAGGACAUCUUCUCGCUGUCGCAGAUGGGCAGCGGAUCAUACCCCAUGCCGCAGGGCUUCUCCAUGGGGCACAGCGCCAACAUGAGCGCCGUCGGCAUGAGGCAGGACACCAUGGGCAUGAGCGCAGAGGACGAGUGGUACAACAAGUCUCUCUCCGCACUCCGGAUGAACAGUGGUCACCACGCGAACCUGGCCGCCGCGCCCAUGCUGCAGUACCAGACCUAAUCGUUGCUCCACGGCGCCGACUACUCGCCGGCGCCGGCGCAUGACUAUGCGCCGCCGUAAGCUUAUCGCCAAUUGUGCACUACCACUGAGAGGAAUUUACC